GUUUUCUUUUAUAGUUUGUAGAAGGUUUAAGAAGAAAAAGGAUAAAAAAAAAAAAAAACUUAAUUAAUAAGCCAUGGAUAAAACUUCAUCCCCAAGUUUUGAGCUACCAGGUUUUCGAUUUCAUCCUACAGAAGAAGAAUUAUUAGAUUUUUACCUAAAGAACAUUAUUAAUGGCAGAAAAAUGCACCAUGAUAUCAUUGGAGUUCUUAACAUUUAUGGCUUUGAUCCUUGGGAUUUACCAGGGCUGGCAAAAAUAGGAGAAAGAGAGUGGUACUUUUUUGUUCCAAGAGACAGAAAGCAUAGCAAUGGAGGAAGGCCAAACCGAACCACAGAACAUGGGUUUUGGAAAGCAACGGGUUCGGAUCGUAAGAUUGUGAGCUUAUCGGAGCCUAAACGGGUUAUCGGGUUAAGGAAGACUCUUGUGUUCUACCAAGGUAGAGCUCCAAGAGGUACCAAGACUGAUUGGAUCAUGAAUGAAUAUCGCCUCCCUGGUAAUUAUGAUUUACUUAAGGACAUUGUAUUGUGCAAGGUAUAUAGAAAGGCAACAUCAUUGAAAGAACUUGAGCAAAGAGCAGCCAAGGAAGCAGAGAAGUCAACAAAUGUAUCUUAUCCCACAUCUCCUUUAUCAUCAUCAAAUGAGACUCGCUCAUUUUUUAGUAAUGCUCAAUUACAACAUUUGUAUACACCAAUGCCAACAAAUCUUAUGAUGAUUCCUACUUUGAAGAAGGACGUUGAGAAUUUUGUGCACAUCACAAAUUCUAAUAAUAAUAAUAAUAAUAAUAAUAAUAAAAAUAUUGUGUCUUCGUUGAAUACCUCUAACACUAUACAAACACCUUUCGGAAAAGAAAGCUUACAACUCCAAAUUUCUAAGUCAGGUUCGAGUUUGGAUACAAGUAUGGAAUGGGGUCAAGACCCAUUAUUCUCAUUAUCAUGUAGCCCAUGGCUUGAGAAUUUGUUCAAUUUCUCUAGUCCAACUCUAAUUUCUCAAUUGUUAUAAUGGGAAUAUAAUUUACAUUUUAUUGUAAUUCAUAAUUAUGUAAAUAAUUGUGCCCCUUUUUGCCAUCUAUCCUCCCUCUUUUUUGUCCCACAAAUGAGUUUGUGAUGGGAUGAGGUGGUGAUUAGUUUACUAGCUAGACAACAGUUAUUGUGAACAAGAAUGUUUGUACAAUAACUUCUUAGGUAUGUGAUUUAAUUAUAUAUUACUUAGUAUAAUUUUGAAGUGUUCCUACAAGAUAUAUGAUUGAUUAUUAAUUAUAUAUAAUCUAAUUAACUUAUCAUAUAUU
This is a messenger RNA of Amaranthus tricolor (Joseph's coat), 1283 nucleotides long. Its product is annotated as NAC domain-containing protein 6-like. Gene Ontology annotation, molecular function: DNA binding. The record is from RefSeq and is a predicted model, not a curated record. The coding region runs from base 74 to 997 and encodes 307 amino acids. The transcript has 3 exons. Gene Ontology annotation, biological process: regulation of DNA-templated transcription. NCBI's taxonomy places the organism in Eukaryota, Viridiplantae, Streptophyta, Magnoliopsida, Caryophyllales, Amaranthaceae.